Messenger RNA from Odocoileus virginianus texanus, 4124 nucleotides. RefSeq names its product sedoheptulokinase (gene SHPK). Gene Ontology annotation, cellular component: cytosol. Gene Ontology annotation, molecular function: sedoheptulokinase activity. Gene Ontology annotation, biological process: phosphorylation; cellular response to lipopolysaccharide; glycerol metabolic process. The record is from RefSeq and is a predicted model, not a curated record. NCBI's taxonomy places the organism in Eukaryota, Metazoa, Chordata, Mammalia, Artiodactyla, Cervidae.
AAGGGUGCUGGCGCGGACGCUGUCAUGGCUGCACGAUCUGUCACUCUCGGCAUCGACCUGGGUACCACGUCUGUGAAGGCGGCCCUGGUGGAGGCCGCGCCCGGCGACCCUUCCGGGUUCGUGGUACUGGCGAGCUGUGCCCGGGCUGCGCGGGCCGAGACGGCGGCCCAGAACGCGGCGGCGGGGCCCCAGGGGCAAGAACAGGAUGUGAGGAGAAUCAUCCAGGCCCUCCACGAGUGUCUCGCUGCCCUUCCUCGGGAGCAGCUCCGGAAGGUCUGUGGCAUCGGAGUGUCAGGGCAGAUGCAUGGAGUCAUGUUUUGGAAAACAGGCCAAGGCUGUGCAUGGACAGAGGGAGGGGCCACCCCUGUGUUCGAGCCUGGAGCUGUGAGCCACCUGGUCACGUGGCAGGAUGGCCGGUGUAGCAGCGAGUUCCUGGCUUCUCUGCCGCAGCUGGAGUCCCAUCUCAGCGUGGCCACGGGGUUUGGCUGUGCAACCAUCUUCUGGCUUUUGAAAAAUAGCCCGGACUUCCUCAAGUCCUACGAUGCAGCUGGCACCAUCCAUGACUAUGUGGUUGCCAUGCUGUGCGGCUUGGCAAGACCCUUGAUGUCCGACCAGAAUGCUGCUAGCUGGGGCUAUUUCAACACCAGGAGCCAAAGCUGGAACUUGGAGAUACUGGGGGCCGCCGGCUUUCCCGUCCAGCUGCUCCCAGACGUAGCGGAGCCUGGCAGCGUGGCAGGAAGAACUUCGCAGGCCUGGUUUGAGAUCCCAAGGGGGACGCAGGUGGGCGUGGCCUUGGGUGAUUUGCAGGCCUCCGUCUAUUCCUGCAUGGCCCAAAAGACCGAUGCAGUUCUCAACAUCAGCACCUCGGUUCAGCUGGUAGCCUCCAUGCCUUCAGGAUUCCAGCCAGUGCAGACUCCAGACCCCGCAGCCCCAGUUGCCUACUUCCCAUACUUUGACAGGACUUACCUGGCUGUGGCAGCGUCACUCAAUGGGGGCAACGUGCUGGCCAUGUUUGUCCACAUGCUGGUCCAGUGGAUGGCGGAUCUAGGCCUGGAAGUUGAAGAAUCCAUGGUGUACUCAGGCAUGAUCCAGGCAGCUGCCCAGCAGAGAGACACCUGCCUGACCAUCACUCCAACAGUGCUGGGCGAGAGGCAUCUGCCGGACCAGCUGGCCUCAGUGACUGGAAUCUCCUCCUCUGACCUCUCCCUGGGACAUGUGACCCGGGCCCUGUGCAGAGGCAUCAUUCAGAACCUGUAUUCAAUGCUUCCAUUUCAGCAGCUCCGGGAGUGGGGCGUGGAGCGGGUGAUUGGAAGCGGGAGUGCGCUGUCCAGGAACGAAGUGCUGAAGCAGGAGGUGCAGAGGGCGUUCCCUCUGCCGGUGUCCUAUGGACAGGAUGUAGAUGCAGCUGUGGGGGCCGCUCUGGUCAUGCUCCAGAGAAGCCUUAGCCAGCAGAAAUCCUAGCACAUUUGUUGGCCAGAGGACUGUUGCAAAUUUUUUCUAAUUAACAUCCCUGACCCGAUCUUGGGGGUCACCCUUUUCCUGGACAGCUCUGUGGGCAGCUUUUAAGCAAUGCUUGUUCUUGGGGCCUCAAGAGUCAGCCUUUGGGGCACACACUCAUAAUGCAGCCAGGAAUCAUCAACCAGAUCCCAAAUCAGUGCCUUCUGAAAGAAACUCACCUGAGAGCUGGUUGCAAAUGUAAAUGUGUGAGAGAGAGAGAAAGAAGGAAGGAAGGAAAGAGAAAGAGAGAAGGAAAAGGGAUGGUAACCCAGCAUCUUGGUCAACAGGGUCACCUGUGAUUCAUCUGUAGACAAAAUAAAUGUGGGCUUCAGACACAAAAAUAUAGUCUGGUGGCUGUGGGCUCCAACUAAGAACACCCCAUCCUAUGUUCUCACAAAACAGCUGGUUGAAGGCACAGAAGAGGGAAGGAAAGGUGGAUGACAUGACCAGCAAGGGGGACAGAUGCUGUAUAGCCCACCAUUCAGACAUAUUGUUCCCAAGAGUCUGGCCAGGCAGCAGAAAGACCCUUGUCUAGGAGUGUGUCUGUGCAGCAGUGUGUUUUUGCCCCUGCACAUCCCCAGGAGGCCUUCCAAGGGGAGGGAUGCAGCUGCAUGUGCUCCUGCCAGAGAGAAAGCAGAGAGAACCCCUUGUCCUGAUGCCUCAGGCUGGUGCUGCUGCAGAACUGGGUCUGGGAGGUUGGACAUGGCUCUGGGAAUCAUUUGUAGGUUGUCCCAUGCAAAGCCCUGCCUGCCCCACAGUUCUACUGAGACACGUGGCUGGGGAUCACUUGGGAAAGUAGUGGAGUUUUUCUCUUGGCCUGAAUGAGUCAACACCAUCAUUUUGAGAGAGAAGCCACCUUGGGAUGUACCAAAAGAUAGCAAAAAGCCCUGUCCAUCAGGAGGAGCUGACGUCAGGGAGGCGGCCUGUCUUGCAUUCCCAGAAUUCUUGGGAUGGACACUGUAAAUAUAGGAUCGGGAGCUGGAUAGGUGUCCUGCAAAGCACUGAAACUCUCUGUCCGCUUUCUGCAUGUCCACUGUAUCUCUCAGGGCUGAGCCUUGCGCAGUCCAAGCUUGUUAGCUAGCAGUUCUGCUGCUGUUUCUGUUGCCAGUGGCCUGGAGCCUCUGCAGUGGUUUGGGUACAGCUUCUGGGGCCUCAUUUCUCCAGUCUGAAGUAAUAAACCACUCACUUCUGUUCCCAUGCUUAGGAGGUACCAGCCUGAGCCUCAGCUGAGGAACUGGCUCAUUAGUGCUGUUUUCCAGCAUCCUGAUCUUAAACACAAAGUAGGCUUGGACUUUCCCACCUGAUUGGUUUCAGUCAGUGAAACAUCAACAGAAGUGAUAGCAUAUGGUGAACGAUGUCGAUGUCGGAUUUGUGAUCUCUGAAGAAGAUUUAUUUUCAGGACCAGGGACCAGGCUUGAUCACUCAAGAGAUUUUGUAUAGCAGAGUUUUAUUACAGUGAAAAGGGACAGAGAAAUCUUCUGAAAUAGACAUCAGAAGGGGGAUGGAGAGUUCCCCCUGUGCUAGUCUUAGGAAGAGAGUUAUAUACUUUUUCAGUUGGUUACUGCAGUAAACCAAAAGAAUGUGUCAAGUUUGUAGACCCACUCCCACAAUACACAUUUUAAGACAACAAGAUUAGAACUAACAAUAGGAAGAUCUUACCAGACCCAUUCCCAUAAUACACAUUUUAAGAUGACAGGAAUAGUCUGAAGGUUCUCAAGAAGGAGAAAUAUGUCCUCAAGCAGGAUACAUUGUUGUCAUAUUGGUACAGAGUCAUACAUUGGUACAGAGUUUAGGGGAAAACACAUACUUGAGCAAGAUGAGUUGUUUUAUUGUGUAAUCAUCAGCUCUGGGCUUAGAGAAAAAAGCGUUUGUCUUUUUCUCCUCCUUGAGAACUCCAGACCCCUAUCUCAAGAGCCCCAGGCCCCCUUUCCUCCUCAGGGACCCCAGACUUAUCAACCUACCUAGGAAUUGACUCUUUCAUUCCCCUCUUUUCUUUUAGGAGAAUUAUACUGCCAAGGGGAAGGGGCAUCAUUUUCAUCCCAUAACCACUUCCUGCUGUUGAGGAGCAUCAUCCCUAAAUUGUUGAGGCAACGUAUUCUCCUAACUCUCAUAUUGAGGGUCUCUUACCCAGGGGCCUCAAGUAACAGUUGGAGGAGGUUGUGGCACUUGUGGGAGCUUGAACAACCAUUUGUAACCUAAAAGCUUUCAGAUGGUUAGAAACGAACCCCAUUUUACAGUUACAGAUGUAAGGCAAAAGAGUAAUUAAACCAAAUUAAAACAUAAUCAAAAUUAAAAGUAACAUUAUGUCCAUAAUUAAGGUACAAUAUGUUAUACCAGUCCAUCUUAGGAUCAUUAGAUAUCAUCAGAUCAAGUAGAGCAUCACAUAUGAUUGUUGUUGGUGAAGGUAUUCGCAGAGUUGAAGAACGUCCUUUACCUGAAGUAGAGAAACCCACCAUGGGAAGCCUUCAGUUGAUGAGGAUGUUGAAAAGCUGAAAGCUGAGUCACAUGGUUAAUUCUAAAGCUUCAGGAUAUAUGACAAUAUCUGUGUGUAAAAACAGUCUGUCAUAGAGACAGUUCCUUCUUGGGACAGUUCAAGCCCUCAUUAAAGCUAUGGGUAAAACUUUAAA